Molecule: messenger RNA, 1587 nt
Organism: Eriocheir sinensis (Chinese mitten crab)
Lineage: Eukaryota; Metazoa; Arthropoda; Malacostraca; Decapoda; Varunidae
Product: COP9 signalosome complex subunit 1-like
Exons: 13
Coding region: 94-1587 (497 amino acids)
Cellular component (GO): COP9 signalosome
Source: RefSeq, a predicted model, not a curated record
AAAAUCCUGCAAAGUGUUGGGGGGCCGGCCUGGCAGGCGGGGUUGGCGCCAUAAUGAGUGUUGUGGCGCAGACGAGGGUGACUUGGUGCCACAAUGCCGCUGCAGGUUCAGGGAGGCCUCAUGCAGAACAAUGUAGAACCAAUGGUCAUUGACAUGGCAGUGGAGGAAAAUGACAACACAGAGGAGGAGCCAGUAAUAGUGGAGAGCACUUCCUUGGACCUGGAGACGUAUGCCAACUGCUACACAGGUCUGGCCAAGCUGCAGCGCCUCAUCUUUAUCGCUGACCGCUGUCCUCAGCUUCGUGUUGAGGCUCUCCGCAUGGCCAUUCACUAUGUGCAGACUACCUACAAUGUCAACCUUUAUACACAGCUGCACAGAAAGCUGCAGGAGGCAGUCAGUGGAGCCAAUGCCGGUAACCCCAGUUUACCAGACAUUGCUGGGGGCCAGGUAGGGGGAGGGGUUGCAACUGCCAACCUCCCUGCCUUGGACAUGCAGUGGGUCGAGUCUCGUGCCAAAAAAGCCGCACUCAAAUUGGAGAAGCUAGAUACUGAUCUUAAAAAUUCCAAGGUCAAUAGCAUAAAGGAAUCUAUUCGGCGAGGCCAUGAUGACUUGGGGGACCACUAUUUAGAUUGUGGUGACCUUUCAAAUGCCCUCAAGUGUUACUCUCGUGCCAGAGAUUACUGCACCUCCUUUAAGCAUAUUAUUAAUAUGUGUCUUAAUGUUAUAAAGGUAUCAAUCUACCUAAACAACUGGUCCCAUGUCUUGAGUUAUGUAAGCAAGGCUCAAGCGACACCAGAAGUAGCAGAAUCCAGGCCAAGCAAUAAUAAAGAUCAAUCAGCCAUAAUCCAGACUAAGUUAACCUGUGCCUCAGGCUUAGCACAGCUAGCAACAAGAAAGUAUAAGCCUGCCGCCAAGAGUUUUCUUGGGGCACAGCUUGAUGCCUGUGAUUUUCCCGACCUUUUAUCCACCUCCAACGUUGCCAUGUAUGGGGGACUCUGUGCUCUGGCCACCUUCUCACGCCAGGAGCUACAGAAACUUGUUAUAUCAAGCAGUUCCUUCAAGCUAUUCUUGGAAGUGGAACCUCAGUUAAGAGACAUAAUUUUUAAGUUCUACGAGUCAAAGUAUGCCUCAUGCCUGAAGCUUUUAGAUGAAUUAAAGGAUGUUCUGAUGCUAGACAUGUACUUGGCACCUCAUCUCAAUACACUCUACACUCGCAUAAGAAAUCGUGCUCUUAUACAAUACUUCAGCCCUUACAUGAGUGCUGACUUAGAAAAGAUGGCAGCUGCUUUCAACACAACCAUAUCUGCAUUAGAAGAUGAACUAAUGGCCUUAAUUCUAGAUGGGCAAAUCCAGGCUCGGAUAGACUCUCAUAAUAAGGUAAAGUGUUUUUAUGUUUUGUAUGUGUUUGUAAACCUACUAUGCAUUUCAGCGACAACCAACACAACCAACGCACCGUUACGUCCCCCGCGCCUCGCUUCCCACACGCCCCGCCGUGGACUAGAGCUGAGGGCGGAGGGCGUGAGCGGGGGAAGUGCAGAAGGCCGUGACGCCAAGGACUCUGUUUCCAUCUCUCGCAGCGACUGUUAA